UAGCCCUCAGUGCCGAUGGCAAGCCAAAUGGGGCUGAACACCACAGACAGCCUAAAGCCACUCCCUGUCCCCGAGCAGUCCAUUGCCCAGGAGGUGGUGGGCCUCCUCUGCAUGGUCCUGCUCACACUCACCGCCCUGGUGGCCAACACUGUGGUGAUGGUUGUCAUUCUCAAAACCCCGCUUCUCAGGAAGUGUAUCUUUGUUGGCCACCUCUGCAUGGUUGACCUCCUCUCUGCCAUUUUCCUCAUGCCUGUGGGAAUCAUCUCCAGCUCCUCCUGCUUCAGCAGGGUAAUCUACAGCAUUGCCGAGUGCCAGGGCUUGAUAUUCCUGAAUGUCUGCUUCAUCAGUGCCUCCAUCCUCACCAUUGCCAUCAUCAGCGUGGAGCGGUACUACUACAUUGUCCACCCCAUGAGGUACGAGGUCAAGAUGACCAUCAGGCUGGCGGUAGCAGGAGUGAUCAUCAUUUGGGUCAAGUCUGUUCUCAUCACUGUCUUGGCACUGGUAGGCUGGCCUCAAGACAACGGGGCCACCAGUGCCAGCCGCUGCACAGUUUACUGGAGCCCUGGGGCCCACAAGAAGGCUUUCCUGAUCAUCUUCAGCAUUGCCUGCUUUGUUCUGCCCACCAUCAUCAUCUUUGCUGUCUAUAGCAGUGUGUACCGUGUGGCCCGGAUGGCAUCCCAGCAGCACGCACCUACGCCGGCACAGGCAGUUGCACCAGGACACCGAUCUGACUCCAUCGCCAGCCUUGUGGCCAUCAUCAUCACCAGGAACCUGCCGGUGCCCAGACUGAGGCCAGAGCGCUUUUUGGGAAGCAACAAGGCCAUCCUCACCUUGGUCCUCAUUGUGGGACAGUUCUUGUGCUGCUGGCUGCCAUUCUUCGUUUUCCACCUGCACUCCUCUGUGGCUGCUGGCACGGAGGCAGGUGGGCACGGGGAGGUGGUGGUCACCUGGAUUGCCUACUCCUCCUUUGCCAUCAAUCCCUUCUUCUAUGGAAUGCUGAACCGCCAGAUCCGGGAGGAGCUGGCCCGGCUCCGGCGCAGCUGCUUCAACCAACCGCUGGGCCAGGAGCUCUGUCUUUCCAUCUCAGAGGCUUCUGUCCAGGAAAACUUCUUGCAUCUCCUCCAGAGAGCAUCUUGCACACUGGAGACCCAUACCAGCCACAUCAGCCCCAGCCCCAGGGACAGGCUGAGCCAGACAAAGGUGAGCUUCCCCAUCCCAGGGCAAGCUCCUGAAGAGAGCAGCUGA
Melopsittacus undulatus (budgerigar) is the source of this 1245-nucleotide messenger RNA. RefSeq names its product probable G-protein coupled receptor. Gene Ontology annotation, cellular component: endosome; signaling receptor complex; plasma membrane. Gene Ontology annotation, molecular function: G protein-coupled receptor activity. The record is from RefSeq and is a predicted model, not a curated record. Gene Ontology annotation, biological process: G protein-coupled receptor signaling pathway. The coding region runs from base 16 to 1245 and encodes 409 amino acids. The transcript has a single exon. NCBI's taxonomy places the organism in Eukaryota, Metazoa, Chordata, Aves, Psittaciformes, Psittaculidae.